AUGUUUUCAAAUUAUAUUCGGCCAUCAUUGGGCCGUGUGAGCCGCAAUAUUCACGCUUCUAAUCCUGCAUCGAGGCACAGAUAUCUUCUCUCGACCUUGGCAAUUCUCGAGCAGCGUGAUGGUCAACUAAACAAAGCUUCUCUAAGUGCGGUCACAGCAGCAACUAAGCUUGGGGCGCCAGUCCAUGCCUUCAUUGCUGGAACUGAUGCUUCCAAGGUAGCCCAAGAAGCUGCACAAGUUCUUGGAGUUGAUAAAGUCGUUACUGUGUCCAACGCCGCCUAUGAAAAGGGUCUUCCGGAGACUUUCGCCCCUCUGUUAAUUGACAAUAUCCGAAACGGCGGUUAUACGCACAUCAUCGCUGGACACACGGCGUUUGGGAAAAAUGUCAUGCCUCGAGUCGCAGCUCUUUUAGAUGCACAGCAGAUAUCAGAUGUUAUUGCAAUAGAGUCCGAAAGCACCUUUAUCCGCCCGAUCUACGCCGGAAAUGCCAUUGCUACAGUAGAGUCAUUAGAUCCGAUAAAGGUCAUCACUGUUCGAGGAACGGCAUUCCCAGCUGCAGCCUCCGAAGGUGGCUCCGGCUCAAUCGAAGUGGGCACCGACCCAAACCCAGAAACAUCAACAGAGUGGAUCUCGGAGGAUUUAACGAAGUCCGACCGUCCUGAUCUAGCAACAGCUGGCCGGGUUGUCUCAGGAGGCCGUGGCUUGAAGUCAAAAGAAGACUUCGAUAAGAUAGUGGUGCCGCUCGCCGAUUCCCUGGGCGCCGCAAUUGGUGCCUCUCGAGCAGCUGUAGACAGCGGGUAUGCGGAUAAUAGUCUUCAGGUUGGCCAGACAGGGAAGGUCGUCGCGCCGGAACUCUACUUGGCUAUCGGCAUCUCGGGAGCAAUCCAGCACCUUGCCGGCAUGAAGGACAGCAAAGUUAUUGCUGCGAUUAACAAGGAUUCGGAUGCGCCGAUCUUCCAAGUGGCCGAUGUUGGUCUUGUGGGAGACCUUUUUAGCGAAGUUCCCAAGUUGACGGAGGAGUUAAACAAGAUCAAAGAAUGA
Molecule: messenger RNA, 1041 nt
Organism: Parascedosporium putredinis
Lineage: Eukaryota; Fungi; Ascomycota; Sordariomycetes; Microascales; Microascaceae
Source: the annotation of a GenBank genome assembly